Molecule: messenger RNA, 561 nt
Organism: Cercopithifilaria johnstoni
Lineage: Eukaryota; Metazoa; Nematoda; Chromadorea; Rhabditida; Onchocercidae
Source: the annotation of a GenBank genome assembly
AUGGAUGGAUGGUUGUAUGCUCCAGCUGGCCAACGAAUCAUUAAAGUUGCCGUUGAGGCAUUAAAGUUGCCCCUGAGGCCUCUAAUUCAAAAGAAGCACACCGUAGUUGAAAGCAGCCCUAUUGCAGGCAGCCAGGUCAGAGGGGAAAAGAGGGAUGCCACCGUCUGCAAACAGUAUGCAGCGCAUUUGGUAAAAUGGGUUUAUGCAUGUGUAUUUCUCUGUUUCUCCGUUUGGAAGGUGAAUUGCUUGGUCAUACUGAGAAGAUUGCAUGGGGCCAGAUGGGUGAGGCUGAGUGGAUCGGAAGUUUGGGAUGAUGGGAGGGGGAGGGAACGUUAUGGCAUUCUCCACACCCGUGUGCUCCUCAAUCGUACCUUAAUCAAGGCCAGGGAAUGGCAGCAAGAAGAUGAUGAGGGGAGGAAAGGAAGAGAGCAUCCUGACCAAAGCUCUAUUAAAUUGCUCCUUGAAUACGCUUCUCGUCGUUUGUCCAUUGUUGAUAUGUCCAGCUCAUUUGUGCCACUGCUUGCAAUCCUGUUAUCUAUGCUCGUCCCAUCACCCAUUUAG